Molecule: messenger RNA, 330 nt
Organism: Pichia membranifaciens NRRL Y-2026
Lineage: Eukaryota; Fungi; Ascomycota; Pichiomycetes; Pichiales; Pichiaceae
Exons: 2
Coding region: 53-241 (62 amino acids)
Biological process (GO): translation
Cellular component (GO): cytosolic small ribosomal subunit; ribosome
Molecular function (GO): structural constituent of ribosome
Source: RefSeq, a predicted model, not a curated record
ACACGGUCAAAGACUACUCUCUAAACACCAAGAAACACUUACAUAUAUCAACAUGGGUAAAGUUCACGGUUCCCUUGCCAGAGCAGGUAAAGUUAAGUCUCAAACUCCAAAGGUCGAAAAGACUGAAAAGCCAAAGAAGCCAAAGGGUAGAGCAUACAAGAGAUUAUUGUACACCAAGAGAUUCGUCAACGCUGCUGUCACCCCAGGUGGUAAGAGAAAGAUGAACUCCAACGCUAAAUAAGCGUGCCAGAAGUUCUUGUAUAACCCCAUUUAAAUUGUUUAAUACUUUUAAAUAUAAACAUGACAGUCAAAUUUUAACCUCAAUCCCAC